Molecule: messenger RNA, 854 nt
Organism: Panicum virgatum (switchgrass)
Lineage: Eukaryota; Viridiplantae; Streptophyta; Magnoliopsida; Poales; Poaceae
Exons: 3
Coding region: 227-439 (70 amino acids)
Source: RefSeq, a predicted model, not a curated record
CCACAAGCCUGCACGACGCCAACGCCACAUGCCCACACAUCCCUUGCGCCGCCGCCGCCUCGCCGCCCGUCUCCCUGCCGCCGGCUGUCGUGCUCGUCGAUCUCCCCGGCCGACAGCCGGUCCCCUUUGUGUGGCUUCCAGUCUCUCGCUGCUCUCCCUGCGCUGAGUAGCGCGACCCCCGGCUCCUCCCGUCGCGACAUCGUCGACUCCGUUAUAAGGAGAACUCAUGUCGAGGGCUCGCAAUGCUUUAGUUGCCACUGGCCUGCUGAUCUUUGCUGGUGCUGGUUUAUCAUUUCCAUUCCUUUUCGUGAAAUCAAAGAACAGGCCUAUCAUUGAUUCAUCAAAACCUCUGCCACCACAGGCCACAUUCCGAGGACCAUAUGUGAAUACUGGAUCACGCGAUAUUGGACCUGAUCCUACCAACUAUCCCAAGAAGUGAUGUAUUCUUUCCUGACAUUUGAGGCCUGUUCCCUUUCAUCUCUUUGGGCAGAUCACUAGGCACAACUCUGAAAUAGUGUCAUGUUAAGAAUACCUUGUAUUAUGUGUGUCCUUAUCAUUCUUGGGUCUUGCGACAUCUGUUUGUGCAUGUGCCUUGACAAUUAAUUUUUUUCAGUAUCUCCUAUAUAAAGAAGGGUGGAUAUUGAAGACCUUUUGGAAGUGCAAAGUUUGCUCAAUAGGAAAAUAGUAUAUAUAAGAAGGGUGGAUAUUGAAGACCUUUUAGAAGUGCAAAGUUUGCUCAAUAUGAAAAUAGUAUAUAUACUUUUGUGGAUGCAUAUGAUUACUUGUAGAUUUAGGAGCUCCAUCUCAUAUAUAUACUAUGCAGAACCAGAAUAGCCAUGUGAAUUGGCUGUCUA